CAGCAUGGAGGCAACUCUGGGCUCCAUCGAGAACCCGAUCAAGUUUGAGAAGCAGGACUUCAAGACUCUCCUGGAAGAGUGUCUGAAGUCCGGCGAACAGUUUUUUGAUCCAACUUUUCCAGCUGAGCAGAAGUCCAUCGGUAUGCCAGAGGACCCGGAUCCCAAAAAGGCGAUCAAGUGGCUUCGACCCAAGGAAAUCAGUAAGAAUGCUGUGUUUGUGGAGGGCAUGACAGGCACCACUGAUAUCUGCCAGGGCCAGCUGGGUAACUGCUGGCUUCUGGCGGCCCUGUCCUGUCUGACCAUGCACCCUAAACUCUUUGUCAAUGUGGUGCCGCCCAACCAAAGCCUGUCCAAGCCGUAUGCAGGGAUCUUCUAUUUUAAGUUCUGGCAGUAUGGUGAGUGGGUGGAGGUGGUUGUGGAUGACAGGCUGCCAGUACGAGAAGGCCGUCUGCUCUUCAGCUACUCUCACACCCGUAACGAGUACUGGAGCGCCCUGGUGGAGAAGGCCUACGCCAAGUUAAUUGGAUCCUAUGGAAGCCUGAAGGGGGGUAAUAUUUCAGAGGGGAUGGAGGAUUUCACAGGAGGCAUCGCAUACACAGUGCCUGUUUCUUCUCAUACCCCUCGAGUCCUCUGGAGGUCUUUGACAGCUGCUCUGUCUCGAGGCAGCCUGCUCUGCUGCUUCAUCCAGGCCAGCAGCUACCGUGAUAUUGGUAAAGUAACAGGAAACGGGCUAAUAAAGGGUCAUGCUUACGCCAUCACAGACACCGACAAGGUGAAGAAAGCCACACAUGACAUUUUGUUGCUGAAGCUGAGGAAUCCCUGGGGCUUUGUCGAAUAUCGUGGACCCUGGAGUGACAAGAGUAAAGAGUGGGAUGAUGUUGACAAAGACGAGGAGAAACGGAUUGGGCUGAUAAAAAAAGAAGAUGGAGAGUUCUGGAUCAGUGCUGACGACUUCCACAGUCUGUACGACAUCGUGGAGCUCUGCAGCAUGAAUCCCGACACCCUUGUGGAUGCAAACACACCUGCCUCUCCAUCCACUCCUGCAUCUCCAUCUACCUGGACAAUCAGUGAACAUGAAGGAGUCUGGGUGGAAGGAAACUCAGCCGGUGGCAGCCGCAAAUUCAGAAAAUCAUUUUGGAAGAACCCGCAGUUUGAGUUAGUUCUCAAAGAGCAGGACCAGGCAGAUGAGGAAGAUACAGAUGAUGAGGAUGAUGAAGAUGAUGAAGAUGAUGAAGAUGAUAGGGAGAUCACCCCUGAGGAGAAGAAGAGAGAAGAGAAGCAGAAGAAGAAAGCCAAACAGUGCACAGUGCUGGUGGAGCUGCUGCAGAAAGACCGCAGGCAGAAGAACAAAGUCAACUUCCUCUACAUUGCUUUCCACAUCUACAGGGUUCCUCCUGAGCUCAAGGGUCUGUGUCUGGACCAAAGCUUCUUCAUGAAGAACCGUCCUGUGGGUCGCUCUGGGAAAUAUAAGGGUCAGAGGGGUGUGUGGAGAAAGGUGCGUCUCGACCCGGGUAACUAUGUCGUUGUGGCGUCCACCUACCGACCCAACCAGCCCGGAGAUUUCUUUGUUCGCAUCUUCUCCAAGACUGGCAACACAUUGGGGACUCAGGAUUUCACUUGCACCUCUGGCUUCCUCUCGGUAAUGGCAACUCCCGUGUCCUCGGAGGAUCAAGUUAGAGUCCAGGAGACCUUUGAUGAGGUGGCUGGCCCAGACUGCAAAGUGAACGCCAAGGAGCUCAUGAAGCUGUUCAACUCAGCUCUUGACAAAGAUUACCAUCUGCCACUGGAGACAUGCAGACAGCUCAUCUUUGGAGAGGAUACUAAUGGCCGUUCAAGACUCAUUCGCAAACAAACAGAAACCCUGCUGGCCAAUUUGCACAAUCUGCAGUCCAUCUUUUCGAAGUUUGAUACAGACUCUACUGGGACAAUGAGCCCCUUUGAACUCAGCACAGUGCUGCAGGCUGUUGGAAUGCAGUGUGAUGCAAAGGUGGUUCAACUGUUGUCUGAGCGGUUUGUAUCUGGAGAGCCUACAAUGCCCUUCCAUGGCUUUGUGACCUGUGUCGCCAAGCUGCGCAAGCUUUUUGCUCUGUAUGAAUCAGAGACCAGUCAAGAGGUGAAAAACAGAGGGAUCAAUGCUUGGCUGCUUCAAUUUCUGAUCUUGUGA
Messenger RNA from Scomber scombrus (Atlantic mackerel), 2164 nucleotides. It is a transcript of the gene capn12, whose product is annotated as calpain 12. The transcript is spliced from 22 exons. Gene Ontology annotation, molecular function: calcium ion binding; calcium-dependent cysteine-type endopeptidase activity. Lineage: Eukaryota; Metazoa; Chordata; Actinopteri; Scombriformes; Scombridae. The coding region runs from base 5 to 2164 and encodes 719 amino acids. Gene Ontology annotation, cellular component: cytoplasm. Gene Ontology annotation, biological process: negative regulation of apoptotic process; proteolysis. The record is from RefSeq and is a predicted model, not a curated record.